This is a messenger RNA of Thlaspi arvense, 564 nucleotides long. NCBI's taxonomy places the organism in Eukaryota, Viridiplantae, Streptophyta, Magnoliopsida, Brassicales, Brassicaceae. The record is from the annotation of a GenBank genome assembly.
AUGGAGCCUUUGAAGGAAGACGAAGAGUACAGUUUCAGGGAAGUGUUGUUGCCGUCGUUGAUUCCGGUGGUGCCGGAGCCGGAACUAGAGAGAGAGACCGGCGGGAGAAGAAGAGGGAGAGAUGUAAUCAUCGCCGUUGAUCAUGGUCCCAACAGCAAACACGCCUUCGAUUGGGCUCUCGCUCAUUUCUGCCGCCUCGCCGAUACUCUUCACCUCGUCCACGCCGUCUCAAGUGUUAAGAACGACGUUGUCUACGAGUCGAGCCAGGCGCUGAUGGAGAAACUCGCCGUUGAGGCGUUUCAAGUUGCCAUGGUGAAGUGUAUAGCUCGUGUUGUUGAAGGCGAGGCUGGUACUGUUAUAUGCAAGGAAGCAGAGAGAGUGAAGCCUGCGGCUGUAAUCAUGGGUACACGAGGACGGAGCUUAGUAAGAAGCAUGUUACAGGGUAGUAUAAGCGAGCAUUGUUUCCACAAUUGCAAAUCCGCUCCCAUUAUCAUUGUUCCUGGGAAAGAAGCUGGAGAGGAAUCGAUUGUAGAAUGGACACGAUCAGGAGAUUCAAAACCUUGA